AUGAUUUUGGGAAUUGAAGAAGCGCACAGGAUGAAUUGGAUUCACCGCGACAUCAAGCCUGACAACUUCCUCAUUACCGCGUCCGGACAUCUCAAGAUAUCAGACUUUGGUCUAGCAUUCGAUGGCCACUGGACUCACAACCAAAACUACUACAACGAGCAAAGAUACGGGUUGCUCAAUGAUCUGGACCUGGAUGUUGAUGGUGAUUUGAUUGACCGGGACGAAGAUGCGCAGAGGCACGAGGCACGGAAGAAUUUCGAGCUCAUGCAUGGCAUAAAGUCUGGCAAGGAAAGUUUUCAGGCGAAAGCGGAGAAGACGAACGGGUCGAUUCUCGAUUGGUUAAACAUGACGAAACGACGUCAGUUUGCCAAAAGUGUCGUCGGCACAAGUCAAUACAUGGCACCUGAAGUGAUCCGUGGAGAUAACUAUGAUGGGCGAUGUGACUAG
Molecule: messenger RNA, 447 nt
Organism: Periconia digitata
Lineage: Eukaryota; Fungi; Ascomycota; Dothideomycetes; Pleosporales; Periconiaceae
Source: the annotation of a GenBank genome assembly